CUGGGUGGCGCGCACUCCAAAGACACUGUCGGCGUGGAUAGGAUCGGAUACGGGAGGAAAACGGUUCUACAGUUUUGAGAAACGAAUUUAGUAAAACAAAAAUUCGUAAGGGAAUCGCAGUGUUGACGUAUAUAUUUUCUCAUGACAGUGCUUACGACGCCACGUGCUUGGUACCAGACCAGAAACAUCAAUUCCGGUAUCCUGUUAAAUCAUCAGGAUAUAUCGCAUUACGUUCGUGUAUACCCGCGUACCCUCUAGUGGGAGCAGAGAAAGGACCUGGACAAACGGGAUCGCUCACUCUCGUGUACAUUCGGGCCUUGGCGCUGUCGUGUAACCGUGUUUCGAACUCAGUGGCGUUCGCGGUUCUCGUGCGGUAGGAAUAUUACGUUACGUUACGUUAGCGUGCGCGAUACCAUUAAGGAUUGUUAAGGAAAAAUUCAUUAAUAGCUUUCCUCUUUCCUGCGCUGUCGUCGACUAUUGUUGUUCUUAUUAUUCCUUAGCCAUUUCUUCGUUCCCUGCUUUUACCGUCUUUAUCAGGCCCGAGGAUCUGUGUCUUCAAAACUGAACGUUGUGAUAUUUGACACGACACAACAGGAACGUGAUUAGCUACCGCCGAGCAUCGGAUUAACUCUUUUCAAUCUUCUUAUGUGGACAACGUUGCAAACAUGACUUCGUGCAAAGCCUGUAUCCCGACAGCGCUCAUCUGCCUACUGUUACUAUCAGUAACAGCCGACGAGAGCGUUCAUAUAAUGUCAAAGUACAACCAACUGGUAACAUCAAGCACACUAAAUUGGUUGCCAAUAGCACACUUCGAUCCUGCCAAGGAGAUUGUUAUAGGUGGCUUUGAAGUCUUCCAAGAGAAUGAACAUACCAAUCAGGCUGAAAAAUCUGAACCGAAAGAACGUGUAAUAUUUGUCUGCCGCGCGAUGCACAAUGGCGUCUGGGUGACGGGUAGACAAAGACAGGACGAGAAAUAUUGUAAAGUCUCGUAUCUUGGAAAUGCACAUUCCUACGAGAGAUAUGACCUCCUAGAAAAUGUUGAUAGUGCCGCCAGGGUCAGUUGGCAAAAUUGGGACAAGUAUCAUCGGACUCCAGUUGGUGCCGUAGCCAUUGGAAGGAUGUUUGUUGCGAGACACGUGGUUUCUGAUGAUGAGAAAAAGGAUCAAUCGACGACCCCUUACAGAUUCACGCACUAUAUAGGAACUUUCAAUAAGAACGAGAAACUGGGCACUAUUACGUACUUGAGAGAAGAUGGCACCGAAGGUUCUGUAGAAUCUGGUGAGAUACUGGUGGAGGCUGAACCGAUAUCGUACGAGUUGAAUGAGGUGAAGUUGAAUUUUGGGAGGAAACAACUGAUCAAACGCAGUCCGCAAAUCCUUGGGAAAACCACGUUGGUCAACGAGGACAAUGUUGCCAUGAAAGUUGCCGGCGCCAUCGGUUACUCCUAUAACUAUUCUGUUUACUGGGGCCAAGGACACGCUAUACUGAAAGGACUAAACACCACCAUAACACUUGUCAAUGGGACUAGAUUUCCUAACAUUGCUUGGGGAAUUGAAGAGAAAAAACAACUCUCAGAUGUGCAUCCAGUGGAGAUAUACCUGCAACCAGGUACAGGUGUGAACGCAACCUUACGGGCAAAUUACACGAGUGUGGAAGUGCCGUAUUUAGGGAAUUUGGUCUCCUAUUACGAGAACAAGACCAGCACCCAUCGUCGUAUUAGUGGAAUUCGUCGCGAAGAAAACUUGUUUGACAUCAGUCUAGAAGUGGGACCGAUUUACUUCCUAAAUAAUUUGACUCUGGUACCUACGACAGUACCGCCACCUACAACCGAGCCGCCUACUACGACUAAGAUAAUAUCACCGGUAACGAUUAACAAGGAUCUUUCGAGCAAGGAUGAUCAGAACAAUCUUCCUAAUCCCGAUGAGAACAGUAUCGUUCAUCAUAAAAAUCCCGACAGCGUGAACGUGCAAAGCGACGACGGCGGCCCUCUCUCCUUAAAAAACAAUGUAGAAGGAACACGCUCUGGUACGUCUGAUCUUAAGGUCUUAACCUCAAACUUCUUAUUAUUCCUGAUAGUAGUUACUCUGAAUAGGAUCACAUGAAGUGUCAUUGCUUGAUGGCAUAAUCGAUAAGAUCGAUGACUUUCUAGCUCCCAUUAAUUGCAAUAGUCCUAGAACUGUAAGAUACUGUUACUAUUAACUACUACUACUAUUAUUACUGUUACUACUACUACAACUAUCUGAUGGAAUGAAGUCUGAAGAGAAAGAGGAAAAGAUUAUACAAAUUUACGACCGAGAUAAUGCUAGAGUAAUCUGGAUCAUUAACAACCGCAAUAGUAACAGUUUUUGAAAAAGACAAAGUUUGGUUGGCACAACAACAAUAAGAAAAGAAUAAGUCAAAUAAUAAUAUGAUAUAAUGUAAUUGAUUAUUGCCGUUAAGUUCGUGUAGAGAUCAUAUGAGCCGGAUAGGAAUCUCUUUGGCUAUGUAACCGGAUUUUAGGCUGCGAGCCGACAAUCGUACUCCAGCUUCCGGUGCUGACAUAUGCUUGCCUUUAAUGACGAGAACCUUGAUAACUAAUUAAUAUAUUCUAUAAUUAGCAGAUUAGGAGGAAAUCUAUUAAUUAUGAGCUAGUCUCAAGGAAUGUUAAGUACAAGAGAUCGCGAGCCAAGUAGAGAAAGUAUGUAUGUCCGAAUUCAAUAGCAAUUAUGAAGGAAUAGUAAACGAGGCAAGAGAAGAAGAAAGAAGGAAGAAGUAAGCCAAAAGUAAAGAGAUGCAAAACGCAAAUAGUUAAUUUUAUAUGUGGAUGAGGUUCAUUAAUUUAUCAGUAAUCCAAUCAAUAAUAAGACUCCUGAAUUCUUUAAAAACAAAAUUCGACUCUGACGAUUAAAAACUAUUACGCCUACACAAUAAGCAAUGAACCUGCCCGCGGUGUUUAAAGAAGAAUUAGAAGCAAUUAGCCACAUCCUAUUCUAAUUCAGAGUCUUCAGAAUUUCAAAAAAGAAAUUAUAAAACGAACGAAUCGCCGUAUGAAGUAAACAUGAAGAUUUUCUGAAAUGUGCAGAAAAAGGUGAGAGAUUUAACGUUCAUCCUGAAGGGAAAGAAUAAAAAAAGAAAGAAAAUUUUAAAAAAUGAUAGUCGAAGAAAAAAUUUACAGAAGGAAGAGAAACAAGGAGAAAAAUGUAAAAGAAAAUGAAAAAGAAAUGCGAACUGAUACAAGUAUGCUAUAUUUUUGAGAUCGCAGUAUAAUUUUAGAUGUUUCUAAGGUUUGUAAAAGUAGUACAUAAGUACUGAGCGGAUGUAAAGGUUUUUGAAGUGUUUGCAAAUUGCCUAACGGUAUCGAGAUGUCGCAUAUUGUUUUUCUUAUUUCUUUUAUGUGUCAGUUUAUCAUUAUCACUAUGAUCAUUUCUAUUUAUAAAUUGCACCCACUGAGGAAAGUCUAAUUACUAGUGUUCUUAUUAUCCUAAAUCUAGAGAGAAAAAACAUCGCAAUAAGUGUUUUAAUUUUACUCGGGAGACCAAAUGAGUCUCUAUAUUUAUUUUCUUUCAUUUCUUCUUUCUUUCUUUCUUUGGGACUGUAUCGCCAAUCGGUGAACAACAGCGGCGCUAACAUUGUAUAUAAAAAUAUAUUAUUCAACUGAACGAGAGCCUUGAUCUAGUUGUAAUAAAUUGUUAUAUCAAUAAUAAUUAUUUAGUUGGGAGACGUGUUUCUUAUGGCAUGUAAUCUUAAAGUACAAUUUUCCAAUAUUCCUUUUUUCUGUUUUUUUUUUUUAUGUAAGGAUAAUCUUGUACGUCAACAAUGUAAUAAUUAACAUUUUUACUGCGUUGCGUGAUAAAAAACAAACAAUAAUUGUUUUGAAAUCCGUCAUUGCUAUUUAUAGUUUUCCCCAUUUUCGUAUAUCUAUAUGCAUGUAUGUAUCUAUAAGUUUGGCGAUAUCAAUAUGUAUAAGGUGGCCUCGAUAAAAAAAAAUUCUCCACAAUGAGAAGAAAGGAUCAUGAGCAAUCAUGAGAAAAAGAAGCAGAUAAAGAGAGAAUAUAAAUACUGAAGAUUUUCGAUUAAUAGAAUAACGCUAUGUUUAGUGGACAAAGUAUAAGUAAUUAUUGUUAUUAAAUAUUCGUGAUGAAGCUUUCAAUACAACCUUCACUUCUUUUACAAAUAACGCGGUUGCCGUGAUAUAGAAUUAAAAUGAAAAGGAGUAAAUAUAUCGCCGAGUAAUUUACACAUAGAUGCUUUAUCCUUAAAAGCAACAGAGCUAAAAGGCAGAAAGCUACUCCCACGAUCAAACAAUAAACAGUAUAAAGUCAAUGGAGUAGAGCUACUACAAUUGUUGCAUUAUAAGAGGUACAAAUAUAUGGCAAAUAUAUAUAUAUAUAUAAUCUUGUGAAAGGUAUACUUUGAGGACACGAAAAAUUAAGGGACAUUUACGAUAGCAAGCUAAUGCUUUUUUUUUUUUAAUUACUAUCUUGGAACAUUACAGCAUUGGAGUUCUGAGCUAAUCUAACCUAGCAUUAAAAAAAUAUAAACAAAUUUAAAGUGACAGUACGCUUUACGGUCCUCAAAAGAGCCAUUACGCUGGAAAUUCUUUGGGGACUGUCUUUAAAAUAGCCACUGUGUAAAAGAAAUCGUCCCUAAAGUAUCCCUUAAAAAAAUGUAUAUAUAUACGUAUAAAUACUGGAUGUAAAAACUUGUCGAACACCCUUCAAGGAGUAUAUUCUUCUUUUUUAGGAAUAAUGCAAAUAACUUCGAUCCAAAAAUGUUGAAGAAUUAAUAGUUUUUUCAUAAUAAAAAAAAGUUACAUGCUGUUAUUCAACAAGUUGGUGUAUACACACAGAGUACAAUUGAAGAUAAUUGGAAGAAACAGCUUAAAGAAUAAGUACUACAUUUAAUGAAAUUAUUAACACUCAAUGGAUAAAUGUAAAAUUUGAAAUUGCUUAUGAACUAAUGAUUUUGCAUGGCCAUAAAGUAUAACAGAUUUGAAAUAUGAUAAUGAAUCAGUAGAUAGUUAUUUGUUCUUCCAAAAAGAUAGUCUUGAGUCACUUAAAAUAAUCCCAACUUAAUUACAAUUUACAAUAGUAUUGAAAUAACCAGUUUGAAAACUUGCUAUUCUUUUCUACCAGCAUCUUGAAAAUGACUAACUGUUUUUUUAAUGUGAUUAAGAAGCCAACAUGGCUAUGACUGAAAUUAUAAGUAUCUAAAAAUUCUUACUUAAAACAAAAAUUAUCUGAAUAAUUAGGACAUAUCUAAUAGACAUGUUUCUUUCAAUUCUUACCAUACCUUUACGUAAAGAAUUGACCAUUCAUAUACUAUAUUCUGUAUUUAUACAUAUAUGUAUAUUGGAAAGAACGAAAGCAUUUAUUUAUCUACACACAACACACAAGGUAUCAUAAUCGUAUGCUUCUCUAAUAAUUGUGUAUGCGAAUACUGUGAAAGAAUAAAAAAGUACUACUACGAUACUAAUACUAUGCGCCUGAUAAUUCGAUAAAUUAGAAAUUCUCUUGGUAUUUGUUUAUCGUAAUACAAUGUUCUGCUGCGUUGUACAUUAUCAUGUAAAUAUAAAGGCAAUGUAUAUAUAGAGUA
Molecule: messenger RNA, 5574 nt
Organism: Cephus cinctus (wheat stem sawfly)
Lineage: Eukaryota; Metazoa; Arthropoda; Insecta; Hymenoptera; Cephidae
Product: protein unzipped
Exons: 5
Coding region: 666-2102 (478 amino acids)
Source: RefSeq, a predicted model, not a curated record